AUGAGGAAGCAGCAUAAAUACACGGCGAAGAAGCAGCACAUGGCGUCCUCAUACUAUCAGGAGAUGCAGGAGGUCUUCAGAAACAACAAUAAAAGCAGAGAGUUCCAGGCUCACAAUGCUAAAGUGCAUUCAGUGGCCUGGAGCUGCGACGGAAAACGACUCGCGUCCGGAUCCUUCGAUAAAACCGCCAGCGUGUUCGUCCUGGAGAAAGACCGACUGGUGAAGGAAAACAACUACCGAGGGCAUGGAGACAGUGUGGAUCAGCUGUGCUGGCAUCCCACCAACCCUGAUCUGUUCGUCACCGCGUCAGGAGACAAGACCAUCCGCAUCUGGGACGUACGGACCACCAAAUGCAUGGCCACGGUCAGCACCAAAGGGGAGAAUAUCAACAUAUGUUGGAGUCCUGAUGGUCAGACCAUUGCUGUCGGCAACAAGGAUGACGUCGUGACCUUCAUUGAUGCCAAAACGCACCGUUCCCGUGCCGAGGAGCAGUUCAAGUUUGAGGUCAACGAGAUCUCCUGGAAUAAUGACAAUGACAUGUUCUUCCUGACGAACGGAAACGGCUGUAUUAAUAUAUUAAGUUAUCCUGAUCUCAAGCUCAUUCAGUCCAUUAAUGCCCAUCCGUCCAACUGCAUCUGCAUUAAAUUCGAUCCCACGGGGAAGUAUUUUGCCACAGGAAGUGCAGAUGCGCUGGUCAGUCUGUGGGAUGUGGAGGAGCUGGUGUGUGUGCGCUGCUUCUCCAGACUGGACUGGCCUGUGCGGACGCUUAGUUUCAGUCAUGAUGGGAAAAUGCUGGCGUCAGCUUCUGAGGAUCAUUUCAUUGACAUCGCUGAAGUAGAGACGGGUGAGAAGCUCUGGGAGAUUCAGUGCGAGUCUCCGACCUUCACCGUGGCGUGGCAUCCGAAGAGACCGCUGCUGGCGUACGCCUGCGACGAUAAAGAGGGCAAAUAUGACAGCAACCGAGAGGCAGGCACCGUCAAGCUCUUUGGACUUCCCAGUGACUCCUGAUCACCAGAGUUUCCAUGUGUUCAGGCUUACUCUGCUACAUCUGCUUCACUUGAUAUUAUAGCUUUGUAUUAGAUUUCUACAUAUUUUGAAAUAAAUGCUGUAAGUAGUUCAAAGAUA
This is a messenger RNA of Carassius gibelio (silver crucian carp), 1125 nucleotides long. It is a transcript of the gene thoc3, whose product is annotated as THO complex 3. Gene Ontology annotation, molecular function: protein binding. Gene Ontology annotation, cellular component: THO complex part of transcription export complex. Gene Ontology annotation, biological process: mRNA export from nucleus. The record is from RefSeq and is a predicted model, not a curated record. Lineage: Eukaryota; Metazoa; Chordata; Actinopteri; Cypriniformes; Cyprinidae.